Molecule: messenger RNA, 2550 nt
Organism: Ostreococcus tauri
Lineage: Eukaryota; Viridiplantae; Chlorophyta; Mamiellophyceae; Mamiellales; Bathycoccaceae
Product: Transcription factor IIS, N-terminal
Exons: 1
Coding region: 1-2550 (849 amino acids)
Molecular function (GO): DNA binding; metal ion binding
Source: RefSeq, a predicted model, not a curated record
AUGUCUCAGUCGGAGGACGUCAUCGUCCUCGGGAGUCAGGGAGCCCAGCUCUCGUCCUCGAGCGACAUCGAUGACGCGCUUCCACGGGUCGUGAACGGCGGUGAGGCGUCAACGUCUACUUCCGAUGAUGUUACGGACGCGAUGGAUCAACGAGGCGACACCGCGGUGGACGUUGCCUUGGCCAAGUUGCCUCUGGCGAUUCGCGCCAGGCUCGUCUCCGCGGCGAGAUCGUCACCGAGAUCUUCGCACCCUGAGCUCAUUGAGGAAUGGGCGGAGACGACUAAGCUUGAGGUGGCGUUAGUUCAGCAAAUUUUUGCCUCCUUCGCGCCGAAAGCUCGCGCUUCAGCCGACGCGGCUCGAGACUCAGUGGCUCGCAUCGCGGCGGAGGACGACACCCAACCGAGCGCGGAGGAAGAGUACGCCCCGGGCGCCGCCGACGUUGAGAUGGACGAUGGUGAUCGUAUGGGGGUGUCGUCGUCCUUCCCACCGCAACCGCCGCUCGAAGAAGGCGUUCCAUACCCAGGCAUCACUCAAGACUUGUCGGUUGCCGUGGUAUGCGGCGACAUCAACGGCGUGCUUGAGUUGAAGCGAGGUUACAAAAAACUCCAGGAACGCGUGAAACUUCCGAGCGGUGAAAGUGUGACGCCGAGUAAGUUCGAAAGCGAUGCCGGGCGUGGCUCCGCGAAGAAGUGGAGGCUCAGCCUGCGCGUGCUUCUCCCAAAUGGGAAAAGGGGUGAAACUGUGGGCGAGUGGAUCGACAGACAUGGUGCGCACCCGAAAGGUUUAGUCAUAGGAGGGGAGAAGGAUGAAAAGGCGACUAUGAAGGAGUCGAAGGCACCGACGAGAUCGGCGUUUGAAAUACAGUUGGAUGCUUUGUUAGAUGCGCAAGGGGAAAUUGAGAUACGUAGCACUGCUAAAUUUGUGCGACUGAUGCGGGAGACGACGAAGUCACAGGAGCGCGCUCUCUUGCUUCAGGUCAUCCGAGGUACGAAGAGCAAGACCGUAUUGCGUACUCUUGGUCAGUCGGAAGAGGUUCAAGGUCUGAACGUGCUCCAGGAUUGGAUGGAGGACGCAAAAAGGAAGUUUCAAUCAACUCUUUUAGUGAGCGUUCUUAGAACGCUGAAGAUGAUUCCAGUCAAUCUGGAGUCUCUGACGCGCACGACGAUCGGCGCGAAGCUUAGCAAGCUCAAGUCUUACGCGGUGCCCGUAGGAGAGAAGGAGCAUGGAAAUACAGAAAUGAACACCAAGGUAGUCUUGUUGUCAAAAUCGGUGAAGAAUACGUGGAAAGAGCAAAUCACUGCGCCACACGCGUACGCCAAGCCGCAGCCUCAGGCGGUGCCGGUGGCGAAACACGACGCGAUGCCGGUAGCUCCCACUGCUUCCGCAUCAAAAGCAGUCGAACUUAAGGAUGAUGAUCUCUUCGGCGGUGCGAAGAAGACUGCGCCGACCAAGACGACGGUGGUGAAGAUGGUGACGAAGAUCACGACCGAGCGCAAGGUUGCGGCGCCGAGUGUUGCGGUAAACACGAAGAAGCCGAGCGUGAGCGUGAACGAUUUGUUGAAAAAGUCGACGAAGGUCACCGUUCCCGUCACGAAGGAGCCUCCGAAGGAGCCCGCAAAGGAUGACAAGAAGGAGGACGAAUCCGGGAAGAAGCGCAAACGUAAGAGCGUCACCUGGGCCUCGGACGAUAAGCUCGAGCAGGUUCGUGUGUUCGAGAAGGACGCCAAACGACCGAAGGAGGUCGCAUUCCCAGAUCCAGUGAGGGAUGGAGACGGCACGGAUGCCGAGAGCAGAAGAGCGCUGGAGAUGCGAGACAAGGAAGUUGAGGCGGAGAGAAAGGCGGCGGCGAAACAGCAUCAGCGGCGCAUGGAUGAGAUGCGUGCGACGGUCAGUUGGCGACCGCCGAGGCGUAUUCCGCCCACGGCCGAGGCCAUUACCCCUGGCUCAGAGUCCGAGGAGUUCGAGAGAAUGCUCCGGGUCGAGGCUGAGAAACCGAGCGUGAAGUACAAGAACUCCAAGGCCAUCCCGGAUAGUCCCGCGGAGGCGCCGAAUGAAGACGAUCAACUCGAUCUCGACAACACGCCCGCGUUCUUCAUGGAAUUUCAGGAGGAAGAGUUGCCGCAGCAAGUGUCUUCGGAGAUGCGCUCACCGGUACCGGCGCCGCCACCGAAUCCCAUGGUCGGCGGACCGCUGCCGGCGAACAUCGAUUUCGCCGCGCUGAGCUCGCUCAUCGCGUCCGUGCAGCAAGGCGCCGGUGCGCCUCCCGCACCGUUCGUCCCGCCCGCCGCUCCGUACCGGCAUCAGCCCCCGCCACCACCGACGCACUACGCGCCCCAGCAGCCGUACCAACCCGGCCUGGUCCAACCUCCGCAGGUUCUCGCCAAGCAAGCCACCGUCGGCGGCGCCCCGGUUCCGGUGCAAAACGCCUUCAACCACAACGGUAAAACAUACCGCGGCGUCUGCGCCUUCUUCAACACCCCUCGUGGGUGUUCAUGGGGCGACAAGUGUGGAUACCUCCACGAGGUCGGCGUGACGCCGCCCCCGCAGUGA